GUCGAUGUGGCUUUAACGUGAACUUCUAUUGAGUCCAAGUUUAUAAACAGAGGUCACUAUGGAAAUGUUUGCAGUUUUCCAGUUUUGUAUGUUCAGCCUUGUUUUGGCAAACCAAGAGGAGCGGUUGCCGAAUAAAUGCGAGGUUUGUAAAUUACUGACGGUGGAGUUACAGGACGCCCUAGAAAAAACUGGCCGCUCGAAGGAAGUUCUUGAGCUCGGAGAAGUUUUGGACACUGGCAAGCGCAGGCGCAAAAUCAAAUACAACACAUCAGAGACACGACUCACUGAGGCCAUGGACAACAUCUGUGAAAGAAUUCUGCAGUAUAAAGUCCAUGCUGAGAGACCAGGAAGCCUUCGCUAUGCCAAAGGCACAAGCCAAACCAUGAACACACUUAAGAACCUGGUGGAUAAGGGAGUGAAGGUAGAACUGGGUGUCCCUUACGAACUAUGGGAUGAACCAUCAGUGGAGGUGGCAGACCUGAAGAGACAGUGUGAGACCAUGUUAGAAGAGUAUGAAGAGGUUGUGGAGAGCUGGUACUUUCAUCAUCAAGAUGAGAAACUUGACAGAUUCUUCUGUGCAACCCAUGUGCUCGGAGACUCAGACCAAGAGUGCCUGAACGAGGUAUGGAAAGGUGACAUGGGCAUGAAGGGAUCAAAAGAAGAGAGCGAGGGAGAGGAUGGAGGACAGACCCACGACGCAGGAGAACUGUGAAAGCAGAGCCAUAAUGGUUGAUGCAUGCACAACCUGUAUGACGUAUUUGCACAAAGCUACAUAGGAACCAAGGAAACAUCAAAGAAAGUGUUUUUCUCAAGCAUCUGCAUUAAUAUUAAUGAAAAUGAACUGUCAGUGUUUUCCCAAUCUGUUAUUUUUUGCCAGAUCAUGGGAUGUGAACAGUCCCAUGUUUUACCUCUUUGUCAAUGCAGAAAUUUUAAAUUUCUAUUUUUAUGCAGUUAUAGAAUGUGCCUUUUAUUGUAUAUUGUCUUACGUGUUCAAGCAAAUACAGACACUAACACUUUUUACUGUUAGAUGAGACUGGGAAUUGUAUUAGUAUUUAUCGUCACUGCACAACCAUGUACAAACAAAACAGAUUGCUUUAGGAUUUUGUAUUUUGGGGUACUUACAAAAUGUUUUUUCUCCUGAUGUAAUAUGUACAGUAAUCUUUUUUAAAUGAUGCAUUGUUGCUAUAAAUCCAAAGUUUGUCUUAA
Molecule: messenger RNA, 1206 nt
Organism: Megalobrama amblycephala (Wuchang bream)
Lineage: Eukaryota; Metazoa; Chordata; Actinopteri; Cypriniformes; Xenocyprididae
Gene: cnpy4
Product: canopy FGF signaling regulator 4
Exons: 6
Coding region: 59-712 (217 amino acids)
Cellular component (GO): endomembrane system
Molecular function (GO): signaling receptor binding
Source: RefSeq, a predicted model, not a curated record